AUUGCGCUAACUUGGAGUAUUUUACUGAUCUCUUCAAUCUCUCAUCACUAAAACUGUUCCCUCUUUCUCUCCUCAAAUUCAGAAGGAGAUUCUUUUGCAUGUAAUCCAACUGCUUCAUCAGCUCCAAAAUCGAGUUUUUUCUAUAGAAAGAUGGAGGCUGGAGGUGCGGCAGCAGAUUCAUUUCUGAGGAACUAUAGACUCGGGAAAACUCUUGGGCAUGGUUCCUUUGGGAAGGUCAAACUUGCGGAACAUGUACAGACCGGGCAUAAGGUGGCCGUUAAAAUCAUCAAUCGGCGGUUGAUGGGGGGUCCUGAAAUGGAAGAAAAGGUGAAAAGAGAAAUAACAAUAUGCCGAAUGUUUGUGCAUCCACAUGUGAUCCGCCUCUAUGAGGUCAUAGAGACACCAACAGAUAUAUUUGUUAUCAUGGAGCACGUGACGCGAGGAGAGCUCUUUGAUUAUAUUGUGGAAAGGGGCAGGCUGCAAGAAGAUGAAGCUAGACACAUUUUCCAGCAGGUUAUUUCGGGAGUGGAGUAUUGCCAUAGGAACAUGAUAGUGCAUCGUGACCUUAAGCCGGAGAACUUACUUCUAGAUGGAAAAGGCAAUGUGAAGAUAAUUGAUUUUGGAUUAAGCAACAUUAUGAGGGAUGGGCACUUUUUAAGGACAAGUUGUGGAAGCCCAAACUAUGCUGCCCCUGAGGUUGUUUCUGGAAAACUUUAUGCUGGGCCUGAAGUGGAUAUUUGGAGCUGCGGUGUUAUUUUGUAUGCUCUUCUUUGUGGGGCUCUUCCUUUUGAUGAUGAAAAUAUUCCCAGCCUCUUCAAGAAAAUAAAGAGUGGAAUGUACACUCUUCCAAGCCACUUGUCUGCUGGAGCUCGUGAUUUGAUUCCAAGAUUGCUACUAGUGGACCCUAUGAAGAGGAUAACCACGCAUGAGAUACGACAACAUCCUUGGUUCAAAAAAAAUCUUCCUCGCUAUUUAGCUGUCACGCCACCCAAUGCAAUGGAACAUCUAAAAACGCUUGAUGAAGAAAUCAUUCAACAAGUUCUUAGGUUGGGAUUUGAGAGGGGUCAGCUUAUUGACUCACUGCAGAGCAGGCUACAAAAUGAUGCUACUGUUGCAUACUAUCUUCUGUUGGACAAGCGGUCCCCCAUUUCAAAUGGCUACCUCACUGCUAACAUUCAAGAGUCACCGGAAAUUUAUUCAGCAGCACCUAGUCCAGAUCCUAAUGUUCAAGCCUUUCCAAUUGACUUAAAUUCAUCACCCUGGAUACUAAGAAAGAAGCAAUGGGCUGUCGGAAUUCAGUCCCCAGCACGUCCAGGUGAGAUAAUGACCAAGAUUCUCGGAGCCUUGCAAGGAUUAAAUGUCAGGUGGAAGAAGGUCGGGCACUAUAAUAUGAAAUGCCUCUUCACUCGUGGCAUUCAAAACCUAGACAGCAUGGCCAUUACUAACCACAUGAAUGACAACCAUUAUGUUAAUGGCAUAACUUCCACCGGCACAAAUGGGUCACAACAAAGUUCUGCUGUGAAGUUUGAAAUACAGCUUUACAAAACCAGCGAAGUGGAGUACGUGCUUGAUCUACAGAGACUCAGUGGCCCUGUGUUCCUCUUCUUGGAUUUUUGUGCCUAUUUCAUGACGCGGCUUGAGUUCAUUAGUAUGUUUACUUCCGACAAUAAGUUUGUAACCUCCAUGUAAAUAUUUCUAUUUUCAAUGGUAGAGUAAGACCACUUGUUAGGAUUAAAUUGUGUUGGAAUUACGAAAAUUUUAACUGGGCUUUGUAUAUAUUUCCACAUAAUUUUGUAUACCACUAGCAGCUUUGGUUUGAUUA
Molecule: messenger RNA, 1822 nt
Organism: Salvia hispanica
Lineage: Eukaryota; Viridiplantae; Streptophyta; Magnoliopsida; Lamiales; Lamiaceae
Product: SNF1-related protein kinase catalytic subunit alpha KIN10-like
Biological process (GO): intracellular signal transduction; protein phosphorylation
Cellular component (GO): cytoplasm
Molecular function (GO): protein serine/threonine kinase activity; ATP binding
Source: RefSeq, a predicted model, not a curated record